This is a messenger RNA of Striga asiatica, 1749 nucleotides long. Lineage: Eukaryota; Viridiplantae; Streptophyta; Magnoliopsida; Lamiales; Orobanchaceae. The record is from the annotation of a GenBank genome assembly.
AUGAAACUCUCCAAAUCCUUCCUCAACCCCAACGGCCGAGCUGCCUCCUUCUUCUUCCUCCGCCGCCGCUCCAGAAGCGGCGGCCCAUCCACCGCCGACAACCCCGAGCCGUCCUCCCCCAAAGUAACCUGCAUCGGGCAGGUGAGGGUGAAAUCGAAGAGGAGAGGGAGGCAGCACCGCCGGAGCCUCUCUCAGCGGCGGACGGGGGAGGCGAGCUUCCGGAGGGCGGAGCAGCUGCAGGAAGAGCGUAAGAACCAGAGGUGGGUCCACCUGCCGGCGUCCGCAAUGCGCGCCUUCGGCUCCGAGUUCACCUGUUUGUUGUUCCCCUGCUGUUGUAGCCAUUGUCGAAUCACCAAGAGCGGAUGCUGUUGUUGUUGUUGUAAUGAUGGUAAUGAGUGUUGGGAAGAAAGUGGGGCGGUUUUGGGGAGAUGCCUGGUGUGCGGCGGUGGGCGGCGGAGGGAGAUUGAGGCCAUGUCCGGCUGCGGAGACGCGGCGGCGUCGGAGACGGCGGCGGCGGAGGAGAGUAUGUGUGUGUGGAAUUGCAGGAGGCAGCAUGUGUUUGAUAAUAUUGAGGUUAGGAAUGGAAGAAUUGAGGUUAGAGGGCGGAGUUUGGAGGUUGAAGAUGAAGAAGGGAAAGAAGAAAGGGGGAGAGUGAGCAUUUCUAUACCUCCGAAGAAUGCGCUUUUGCUUAUGAGGUGUAGAUCUGAUCCCACCAAAAUGGCUGCUCUUGCUAAUAGGUACUGUAAUUGGGAGCAUACAAAUCACGGGGAUAUUCAAGAAGAAGAUGAAGAUGAUGAUUAUGGAGAAGCAGGGAAUUUGGUGUUAGAGAAAUUACCAGAAAGUGUGUGUGAAGGUGAAAUGGGAGUUGUUGAGCAAGAGAUCCAAAAUGAGUUGAAGCCUCAGUUGGAAAAUGAUUUUGAAGAGAAUGUAGUGGAUAAUAGUGAGGAACAGGACCAUGAAAUUAGGGCCAAAGAUGAUGAGGAAAAAGAAGAGGUUAAGUCAAAUAUGUCCUCAUUUGAAGCUCUGUUAGACCAAGAAAACUUGGAUUGCAACUACCAAGAAAAUGUAGAAGAAACCAAUUUGGCCACAUCACUAGCUGAGAAAGAUCAAGAAGAAGAAGAGAAAGAAACAGAGGAAACGACUCUUGAAGAAGAUGAAAAACAAGAACAAAUCGAAACCCCAAAAGAUCAACCACUCGUAAACAGCGAGCAAUUAGAAAACAGUAAGGAAGAACAUGAAGAAGAAGAAGAAGAAGAGCGGAAGCAAGUGCUGCCCGAUUGCCUGCUGCUGAUGAUGUGCGAGCCCAAGCUAUCAAUGGAGGUCUCCAAGGAGACCUGGGUCCGGGGCGCCGACUUCAUCAGGUGGCUACCUGAGCGGCCGCGCCGGCUGGCCAGAGCCGCCGCCGGCGCCUGCGAGCACCAUCAGGCCGGGGGAAGGCCGCCUCCGCCGCCCGCCGCCGACCCGAGGACAAAGAGGCCGGUUCCUGUCCCGGCUCCGCCCGCCAGGAAGAGCGACGGCCACCGCCAUCAGCCGCCGCGGUUGUCGUGCUCGCUUCCGGCGGCGGCGCCGCCGAUGGCUCCCUGUAGACCGGGGCCUUUCGCGCUGACGAGGUGCAAGUCGGAACCGAUGAGUACAGCGGCCGCCAAGCUGGCGCCGGAGCCGUGCGUGUGGGGAGACGGCGGCGGCGGCGGCGUGAAGCUGGAGGCGCACGGGCGGGCCGCCGUCGGCGGGGCUGGAGUUGGGUUCUGA